Molecule: messenger RNA, 1340 nt
Organism: Dioscorea cayenensis subsp. rotundata (Guinea yam)
Lineage: Eukaryota; Viridiplantae; Streptophyta; Magnoliopsida; Dioscoreales; Dioscoreaceae
Product: plant intracellular Ras-group-related LRR protein 1-like
Exons: 4
Coding region: 133-1149 (338 amino acids)
Molecular function (GO): protein binding
Source: RefSeq, a predicted model, not a curated record
UCUCUCUGUCCUCUCUCCUCUCUCUUCUUCAUCGUUAAUAAAUAGAGGUCCAAAACCAUAACAUGUCAUGCCAUUAUUCCAUUGUGCUUGAGGGAGGGAGUGGAAAAAUACUCUUAUAUUUCUUCAAGGGAAAUGAAAAUGGAGAGGAGCAGAAAGAGAAGAGAAGGAAUGGAAAAGGAGGAAAAAGGUGAAAUGAAAGUGGAUCUUAGUGGCAUGUCUUUGUCUUCAUUUCCAUCCACUUCUCUCAAUCUGGCUUCAAUCACUCAGCUUGAUCUCUCAAAUAAUAAUCUUCAGAGCAUCCCAGAGUCACUAACAGCACGGCUGUUGAAUCUUAUUGUUCUGGAUGUGCACUCAAACCAGCUCAAUUCAAUCCCAAACUCCAUUGGAUGCCUCUCAAAGCUCAAAUCUCUUGAUGUCUCCGGUAACCUCCUCGAAUCGCUGCCGAUAACAAUCGAGAACUGCCGGGCUUUAGAGGAAUUGAAUGUGAACUUCAACAAGCUCACAAGGCUCCCAGACACAAUGGGAUUUGAACUGAUGAACCUCAAGAUACUUAGAGUGAAUUCCAACAAGCUUGCAUUCCUUCCAUUCUCAGCAUCUCACAUGACUAAUCUCCGAAUCCUCGACGCCCACUUGAACUGUCUCCGGUCUCUUCCCGAUGGCCUCGAGAACCUUAUCAACCUUGAAGUACUAAACAUCAGCCAAAACUUCCAGUUUCUUCAAACCAUUCCUUACUCAAUUGGCCUUUUAAUGUCUCUGACUGAACUUGAUAUCAGUUACAAUAAAAUUACUGUUCUCCCUGACUCAAUUAGUUGCUUGACAAAAUUGAAGAAGUUUUCUGCUGAAGGUAAUCAGUUAGUGUGUCCUCCAAUGAGUGUUGUUGCCAAGGGAGUUGACGCAGUUAGAGGCUACAUGGGUGCUAGAAUGAAGAAGGCUUUCAAGUCUAAUGGCAGGGCAAGCAAGUCAUGGUUUGGUAGGUUGGUGAAAUGCGGGGCUUUCGACGGGCAAAUGGUUCAUCAGAAUGAAGGUUUGUUGGCACCGGAGUUCGAAAGGGAAUACCAUUCAUUCGAUGGAACACCGUCUAGGCUCAUCGGCAAGUUUUCGCCUUUAAGGUUGUUCUCUCCGAAGAGGUUCUCAUCACCUCAGAGAUAAAAUUGGUGUGUUUUUGUUCAUGUUCAGGUGGCUGUUUGUCAACUUUUUCUAUGUCAUUGUGAUUCUGUGAAUGUUUUGGAGUUAGUUUUACUGUUUGUACAGUGGUAUAUAUUGUUAUGACUAUUAAGUCGUGAGUGAAGUCAAUGGAAACACGCUGAGAUUUAAAAGUGAAAUUAGUGUGUUUUUGUUCA